AUGGCUGGCGAUAGCAGCUCAGACGCCUCCGAGGGGUAUGUCUUUUACAACUACAACCCGUCGAUGCCCGCGGCCGUCAUCUUCAUUGUCGUUUUUGGUCUCGCAGCGAUUCUCCACACGUGGCAGCUCCUCCGCAGCCGGACAUGGUACUUUAUUCCGUUCUUGAUCGGAUGUCUAUUCGAGACAGUUGGCUAUGUUGGACGUGCUCUAUCGGCGAACGAGGCCCCCGAUUUUACCAAGAACCCGUACAUCAUCCAGUCCAUCCUGCUUCUGCUGGGACCGGCGCUGUAUGCGGCGUCCAUCUACAUGAUCCUCGGCCGCCUCAUCAACCUUCUCGAUGCUGGAGAUCUUUCCAUGAUUAGCACCCGAUGGUUGACAGGGGUGUUUGUCACUGGCGACGUCUUGUCCUUCUUUGCCCAAGGCGGAGGCGGCGGCAUGCUCGCAACGGCCAAGGACAAGGACGCCGUCAAGAGAGGCGAAAACAUCAUCGUCGGAGGUCUGGGCAUUCAGAUCCUCUUCUUCGGCUUCUUCAUGGUCGUCACCCUCGUCUUCCACCUUCGAAUCCGCCGACAGCCCACCCAAAAGUCCCUCGAGAUCACGACGCCCUGGAAGAAGCUCCUCUAUGUCCUCUACGCGACCAGCUUCCUCAUUCUCGUGCGAUCCGUGUUUCGCGUUGCUGAAUAUGUCAUGGGCAAGGACAGCGAACUCCAGUCCAAGGAGUUUUGGAUCUACAUCUUUGAUGCUCUCCUCAUGGCCCUCGCAGCUUGGCUUCUCAACUGGUUCCAUCCUAGCAGGGUCAUCAACAAGGCCAUGGAUGCGAAGCGGAUCGCUAGUUCCGAAGAGUAUGUGAUGGAGAGCCAGCCGUAUGAAGGCCAGCGACCCAGACGCCACUCUCACUCGCGACCUCACUCACGGACUCAUUCGCGUUCUCACUCUCGCUCCCACUCGCACUCGGGGCACUCGCACUCUCACUCCAAGUCGAAGGCUUCGCAUCACAGGGGCGAAUACUACCAAUAA
Molecule: messenger RNA, 1017 nt
Organism: Fusarium falciforme
Lineage: Eukaryota; Fungi; Ascomycota; Sordariomycetes; Hypocreales; Nectriaceae
Exons: 3
Coding region: 1-1017 (338 amino acids)
Cellular component (GO): membrane
Source: RefSeq, a predicted model, not a curated record